Messenger RNA from Dracunculus medinensis (Guinea worm), 943 nucleotides. NCBI's taxonomy places the organism in Eukaryota, Metazoa, Nematoda, Chromadorea, Rhabditida, Dracunculidae. The record is from the annotation of a GenBank genome assembly.
UUUUAAAAUUGAAAAUUUAGGACAUUGUUCCACGGAGCUUAGAGAUUCAAAAGGAACCAUUGUAAAGCUUCCAAAGCAUACAGUCACAAUUGAAAAAAAAUUGGCUGAAGGUGGCUUUGCAAUAGUAUUUCUCGCAACAGACAAACAUAAUCGGCAUUACGCGCUAAAAAGGCAGUUUAUAAAUGAUGAUCCAAGACAGCUGGAAGCUUGUCAACGGGAAUGUCGUAUCAGUUGUUUAUCCGGUCAUAAAAAUAUUGUAGCAUAUGCUGAUCAUUUACUUACCAAGAAUUCUUCCGGUGUUUAUGAAUAUUCGUUAUUAACGGCUUAUUAUAAAAAUAGUGUGCUUCAACUUAUGAAUGAACGGUUAAGCAGUGGUCGUUGUUUAUCAUCCAAAGAAAUUCUCUCGAUAUUUUGUGAUAUAUGUGAAGCCGUUGCUCGACUUCAUCAUUCACAAACACCGGUCAUUCAUCGAGAUCUUAAGGUUGAAAAUGUCCUUAUAGAUGAUCGUCGUCGCGGUGUUCAACCAUUUUAUGUUUUGUGUGAUUUUGGAAGUGCUACUACAAAGGUUCUUUCGGCUGAAACCCACUCGUUGCAGUAUAUAGAGGAAGACAUAAAUCGAUAUACUACUAUAAGUUAUCGAGCUCCAGAAAUGAUCGAUCUUUGUUCGUGUCAACCUAUUGGAACUAAAAGCGACAUAUGGGCAUUGGGAGUUAUGCUGUACAAACUGUGCUAUUUUAUUUUGCCUUUCGGCGAAAAUUCUUUAGCAAUUCAAAAUUGUUCUUAUAAUUUUCCUUCUCAGCCGGUUUAUUCCGACGAACUUCAAGCAAUUAUCAAAUGUCUACUGGAUGUUAAUAUUGAUCACCGUCCAGAUAUCUUUCAGACAGCGUCAUUAGCUUUUGAGGCUGAUGGUCGAAUUUCGCCCAUUGGCAAUCUUAAUGUUUGA